UCCGAGAUUUUAAUGGUGGUCUAACUUCCCAGUGAAGAAACUCUCCAGCAAUCUACAGAAUGACACGGCAACUAUCUUAUUCCUCUCUUCUCACCUCCUCCAUAUCCCAUCCCCUGCUAAAUCCAAACCACAUUUCUUGUAUAUGCCCCCUUCUCUCCACUGAUACUCCCCUGGGAGAAGACUUCAUCACUUCCUGCUUGGACUAUAAAGCGCACUGGUGAGCCAAGUAUCUCCCCAUUCAGCUGUCAAAUUAAUCUUUCUAAAGUGAAAAUCUGACCAUGUCACCUCCCCAAAUUCAAUUAACUCCAGUGGCUUCCUAUCACUUCCAAGAUCAACCAUAAAACGCUCUGUUAGGUUUAGCCCUUCAUAACCCGACCCAGCCUGCUACCUCCUCACUGAUGUCCUUACAUCUUGCUCCCCUCCCCAGGAUUCACUCAGCACAGUGCUUGGCAGACUGCAGCAGCUCAACAAUAAGCGCUUAGGCUGCCGAACUCGCCCCCACUUCGGUCACACAGCCUAGGCGUCAGAGGUGAUAGAGAAAGCCAAAUUUCUCUCAUCACAUCCCCCCGCCACUCUGCUUCAAUGUUUGUGAGUCCAGAGGAGAACUGGUCCAGUCAAAUACAUUAACGUAACAAAACACUGGAAAAGGAAUAAGAGGAAUACAAGGAAACCUGCAAAGAUGUUUAUGAAGUAAUGCAAGACAGAAAAAAGCAGCGCCAAGGGAAUGGCGGCGGGGGCGGAGCACAGUUCGCUCGGAGAAGGAAGGCUUUGAAAGGCAGGGGCGCUGCUGCUGCGGAGGCUGCUGGUGCUGCUGCGCCGCAGAGGCCCCUCCCCUCACUGCCCUCCCUCCCGCGGCCGAGGAUCCCGCGGCGCUCCCCGGGACAGUAGCUCGGCCCAAAGAGCCGCUACGCAGCGCUGCGCUGCCACCGCCGCCACGGGGUCCUCCCGUAUCCCAGCAGCCAGCGCAGCCCCAGUCGGUGACAAAGGACUGGGGGGGAAGCGUCGUAGUCCCCGCGCUCGCAGGGGGUGGGACCGAGCCCGAGGAGCCGCGUUCGGUCCGUCGUCUAGGAAGACUGGAAAAAUGCUUUGGGGUUUUUAACUGAAUCGGAGAAGGGAAUCGCGAGUGGCGGCGAGCCGCGGGAGGGCGGCGGCGGCCCGGAGGCUCCGCGCCAAUGCAGCAGCCACCACGGCAGCUCGAGUUAGGGGAAGGCAAUCUUCCCGUGUUCGUGUUUCCAACGGAGCUUAUCUUUUAUGCAGACGACCAGUCCACCCACAAGCAGGUGCUGACUCUGUAUAAUCCCUACGAGUUUGCCUUGAAGUUCAAAGUGCUGUGCACCACCCCCAACAAGUACGUGGUUGUGGACGCCGCGGGUGCAGUGAAGCCUCAGUGCUGCGUGGACAUCGUCAUUCGUCAUAGAGAUGUCCGGCCCUGUCACUAUGAUGUAAUAGACAAAUUCCGUCUACAAGUUUCCGAACAAAGCCAGAGGAAGGCUUUAGGACGCAAAGAGAUUAUUGCGACCCUUCUGCCGUCGGCCAAGGAGCAACGAAAGGAAGAAGAGGAAAAAAGGAUAAAGGAACACUUAGCAGAAAGUGUGUUUUUUGAGCAGAUGCUGUCUCAAACGGAAAACAGGGCUGUUUCAUCUGGACCUAGUUUAUUAACUGUCUUCCUGGGAAUAGUGUGCAUUGCAGCUCUUAUGCUUCCCACACUGGGAGAAGUGGAAUCUCUAGUGCCUCACUACUUUCAUUUAAGUGUGAAUCAAAAAUUAGUAGCUGCUUAUGUUUUAGGUCUUAUCACUAUGGUUAUUCUUAGAAUAUGAGCAAGGACUGAAAUUUGCAGAAAUCAUUUCAACUUCACAUCAUCAUGAAUGUGGACUGCCUUUUAUUCCCUCUUGACUCCAUGCUACAGAAAAAUAUGGGUGAUUUGAAAUAUUUGCAAAUGUGUAAUAUAUGUAUAUAUCUUUAACUGACGUAUAACUAUUUGAAGGAUGCCAGCAACUUGUGCUCAUGUUACAGAUAGUUAUAAUCGUUUGUUGAAUGAAUCCUAUAAAAUUAUCUGAGAAAAAUUUUAUAAUUGUUGGGGGGAACUAAAAUAACAUUUGCUUUAAAAAAAAGUGAGAAUAAGCUAGGAACCAUGAAUGGUGCUGCAAAGAAGAAAAUUUAGCCUUAAUGUUGGGAAAUAUUUCUUUAAAAUUAGGGCUGUCCAAAAGUGGAAAGGGUUAUUGCUCUCAAGGCUGGAUGACCAUUUGCUUAAUAAAUUAAGUGAAGGCAGUUUUUUUUUGUAUAGGUUGACCAUUAAGGUCCUUGAAACUUUGAGAUAAUGUAGUAGUUUUGGUGGUAACUUAAAGAGAGGAAAUGCUGUGAUAGUUAACAUUAAAAUUUAACUUAAAUGUAAAUUGUUAUUAAGCAAGUAUGGUUGUUGUACUGGUGUUUAAUGUUAAGUUUCUAACACGGCAGUUUUUUAAGCAACACUGGGAAUUAGGGAGAAGCAAAAAGCACUCUUUUUGAUUUUCAUUUCAGGUAUGGAAAAAGUACUGGGGGAAAACAGAAAAAGCACUGAGCUAGGCUUCAAGAACCAGAGUUCCAAGUCCUGACUCAGUCACUACCUCAAUCUGUGACUAUAGUAGGCAAGUGAUUUCCCCUCUGAAUUUCAAUUUCUUUACCGGUAAAAGAGGAAAUUGGAGUAAAUUUCUGAGAUGACUCCUAGUUCUAAAGUUCUAUGAUUUUAAUGUUCAAAGCAAUAAAAUGUGAGUAAAUAA
Messenger RNA from Antechinus flavipes (yellow-footed antechinus), 2756 nucleotides. Its product is annotated as motile sperm domain-containing protein 1-like. The record is from RefSeq and is a predicted model, not a curated record. Lineage: Eukaryota; Metazoa; Chordata; Mammalia; Dasyuromorphia; Dasyuridae. The transcript has a single exon. The coding region runs from base 1173 to 1817 and encodes 214 amino acids. Gene Ontology annotation, cellular component: cytoplasm.